Messenger RNA from Sciurus carolinensis (gray squirrel), 3151 nucleotides. It is a transcript of the gene Nmd3, whose product is annotated as NMD3 ribosome export adaptor. The transcript has 16 exons. Gene Ontology annotation, biological process: ribosomal large subunit export from nucleus. NCBI's taxonomy places the organism in Eukaryota, Metazoa, Chordata, Mammalia, Rodentia, Sciuridae. The record is from RefSeq and is a predicted model, not a curated record. The coding region runs from base 215 to 1726 and encodes 503 amino acids. Gene Ontology annotation, molecular function: ribosomal large subunit binding. Gene Ontology annotation, cellular component: cytoplasm; nucleus.
UUUGUUGCUGAUUUUCCAUAAAUUUAGGCCGAUCCUGUAGGCAUUAACUAGGUCCCAGGGACCGAGACCUGGGGUGCUGGCGCCAGCAGGGUUCCUGAGGAGGGAGCGGGGGCCAGCGCCGGGUUCGGGCCGGCUCAGGCCGCGUGCGUGCAGCGUGUUCGCCGCCGGCCGGGUUCCAGUCCGGGCUGGAGUUGGGGUCCAGGUAUACAAAACAAUGGAGUAUAUGACAGAAUCCACCGACCGCAGCCCUGGACACAUCUUGUGCUGUGAGUGUGGUGUCCCAAUUAGUCCAAAUCCUGCCAAUAUUUGUGUGGCCUGUUUGCGAAGUAAAGUAGACAUCAGCCAAGGUAUUCCCAAACAAGUCUCGAUUUCUUUCUGCAAACAAUGUCAAAGAUAUUUUCAGCCACCAGGAACUUGGGUACAGUGUGCUUUAGAAUCCAGGGAACUUCUUGCUUUGUGUUUGAAAAAAAUCAAAACUCCUCUGAGUAAGGUACGCCUUGUAGAUGCGGGCUUUGUUUGGACUGAGCCCCAUUCUAAGAGACUUAAAGUUAAACUGACUAUUCAAAAAGAGGUGAUGAAUGGUGCUAUCCUUCAGCAAGUGUUUGUGGUGGAUUAUGUUGUUCAGUCCCAAAUGUGUGGAGAUUGCCACAGAGUAGAAGCCAAGGAUUUCUGGAAGGCCGUGAUUCAAGUCAGGCAAAAGACUUUACACAAAAAAACAUUCUACUAUCUGGAACAGUUGAUUCUGAAAUAUGGAAUGCAUCAGAAUACACUUCGUAUCAAAGAGAUUCAUGAUGGUCUGGAUUUCUAUUAUUCCUCAAAACAACAUGCUCAGAAGAUGGUAGAAUUUCUUCAGUGUACGGUUCCCUGUAGAUACAAAGCUUCACAAAGACUGAUCUCUCAGGAUAUUCAUAGUAACACAUACAAUUACAAAAGCACUUUUUCUGUGGAAAUUGUUCCAAUAUGCAAGGAUAAUGUUGUCUGUUUGUCUCCAAAACUGGCACAAAGUCUGGGAAAUAUGAACCAGAUCUGUGUAUGUAUUCGCGUAACCAGUGCCAUCCACCUCAUAGAUCCAAACACCCUACAAGUUGCAGAUAUUGAUGGGAGCACUUUCUGGAGUCAUCCUUUCAAUAGUUUAUGCCAUCCCAAACAGUUAGAGGAGUUUAUUGUGAUGGAAUGCAGCAUCAUUAGAAAUGUAAAACGCAAUGCAGGUGCUGGAAUGAUAUCAAAAAAGCAUACCCUCGGGGAAGUCUGGGUACAAAAAACAUCUGAAAUGAAUACAGAUAAACAGUACUUUUGUCGCACUCAUUUGGGACACCUUCUAAAUCCUGGAGACCUGGUAUUGGGAUUUGAUUUGGCUAACUGUAACUUAAAUGAUGAGCAUGUCAACAAAAUGAACUCAGAUAGAGUUCCAGAUGUGGUACUAAUCAAGAAGAGCUAUGACCGCACCAAACGCCAGCGUCGUAGAAACUGGAAACUGAAAGAACUUGCAAGAGAUAGAGAAAACAUGGAUACAGAUGAUGAAAGGCAGUAUCAAGAUUUCCUUGAAGAUCUUGAAGAAGAUGAGGCAAUUAGAAAAAAUAUCAACAUCUAUAGAGAUUCAACUAUACCUGUGGAAAGUGACACAGAUGAUGAAGGAGCACCUCGAAUUAGUUUGGCUGAGAUGCUUGAAGAUCUUCAUAUUUCCCAAGAUGCCACUGGUGAAGAAGGUGCAUCAAUGAUGACAUAAUGAGAUCAUGUUAUAGACUGUACUAUCUGUGGCUCAGGAAGUUGGAACAAAAUGAUCUUUACUGUGUAUUGCUUCUAUGCUUCCAUAUUUCAGGAGGAGAAAUUUAGUUUUAAAUGUGAAUAAAUAAAACUCUUUUGAUUGUUUAAGCAUUAAAAAGAUUUGAUAGUUUUGAAGUUCUAGAUAAUAAAAGAUUAGGGAGAAUAUAAUUGUUGCUGAUAUUUGGGCCAUUUUUAUGUGUGCAGUUUUAUCACUGCUUUUUUUUUAUGUACUGUAGUAUUUUUACAUACUGUAGUACUGGAUUUAAAAACUCAAAUGUAGUGAUUCUUUGGCUGUUAACUAAAUAUUCAAGUAUAAAACAAGCUUUUACAUUCUUUUUAUGUUGAUCAUUUUAUGAGCAUAUGGAAGGUCAUUUUUAAUAUGAACUUUUUAAGCAUUUUGAUCCACUUUAGAUCAUUUUUAUGUCCUUAGUGAAGGGAAAUUGGGGUUCAAUUUAUCACUGGACAUUCAAGAGGGAAGUUAAUCUUUUUUUAUUUCAUCAUAAAAUUAACAUUUUCAGAAGGUUUUUAUUUCUUUUUUUGUGUGGCUCUGGGAAUCAAACCCACAGCUUGGCAUUUGCUUGCUAUAUAACUCUUACUGAGUUGUAUUCCCAGUCUUGCAAAAGUUUUUAAACAUUUAACUUCUACUGUAGUACAAAGAAAUAUAUAUAAAAUGUUUACAUAUUUGUAGCUCAUAUGGAGUUGUUAUUUAAAGGUUAAAUAGCAAUUUCUUCUUUUGUUAGUUUUGCCUGGACCAGCAGCUUAGGGCAGUAGUCUGUGUCAUAAAAAUAUCUUCCUAUCACUUAAAAGAUUUUGCUUUUAAAAUUUUGCUUUACAGAUUGAGAAGAAAUAAAUUUUCUCUGUAAGUUUCAUCAUUUGAACACAUCUCCAUCAAAAAGAAUAUUAGAUUCCAGCAUGUAGUUGGUAAAAUAAUAAAAUUGAAGUACAUGCUUUAAAAACCAUGAAUCGGGUUUGAAUAUAGAAUCCUUCCACAUUUUUAAGAAAGAGACUUGGCUUGAAUUGUAGUGUCCUGAGAGUGAAGUAUUACAAUUCUAUUUCUGUAGCAGCAAGAUCUUACUAACUAUACCAAACUAACUGCUACUUCAUUAAUUAUAUGCCUUCCACUAAAUAGAUUGAGCAAGUGCUGAAUAGAAUGUUUACUUUUUUUGAGAUUGAACUCCCCAAUUUUGAAGUUAUGAAUGAAAUCCUGAAUUUUCCAAUUGAUUCCUUUUUUGUCUGCAUAUUUAGUUAAAGUUGAAUGUAAAAGGCAUAUGCUAUUCUUGGUGAUAGCUCGUCUUAGUUCUUCAUAGGUGAGCAUGGCCUCAACAAGUUCUUUCUCUCUUCUAUGUCAAGAUAUUAAAAAGCAUGAAAAUAAAAUUAGCCUUCCCUA